CUCUUUUCUCUUUUGACUCAUUCACUAAUUUCUGCCUACCGUGGUACUUGUUUGCUAUUACGUGAAGUAAUAUCGCAAGGGAUUUUUUAUACUUUUUAACCUUUUAAUCGCCUUUUUUAUUAUGUCUGCUGUCGCCGAUAACAAGGUGUCUGUUGUGCUCGGAACCCAGUGGGGAGACGAGGGCAAGGGCAAGCUUGUCGACAUUCUUGCCCAGAACAUUGACGUCUGCGUGCGCUGCCAGGGUGGUAACAACGCUGGCCACACUAUCGUCGUUGAUGGUGUCAAGUACGCCUUCCAUAUGCUGCCCUCAGGUCUGGUCAACAUGGAUUGCAUCUCGAUCGUCGGUUCCGGCGUCGUCGUGCACCUGCCCAGCUUCUUUGAGGAGCUCGAGGAGCUCGAGGCCGAGGGGCUCGACUGCGACAAGCGGCUGUUCAUCUCCGACCGCUGCCACCUUGUCUUCGACUUUCACCAGAUUGUCGACGGCAUGAAGGAGGGCGAGCUGGGCCGCGGAUCUAUUGGCACGACAAAGAAGGGUAUCGGACCAGCGUACUCCUCCAAGGCCUCCCGCUCCGGCAUCCGCGUCCACCACCUGUACCACUUUGACGAGUUCGAGAGACGCUUCCGCACAAUCGUUGCCGCACGCCACCGUCGCUACGGUGACUUUGAGUAUGACGUUGAGGCGGAGCUGCAGCGGUACCGGCAGUUGGCCGAGCGCCUGCGUCCGUUUGUUAUUGACUCGGUGGACUUUUUGCACUUGAAGCUGAAGGAGGGCAAGCGGAUUCUCGUCGAGGGCGCUAAUGCGCUGAUGCUGGAUAUUGAUUUCGGCACGUACCCCUAUGUGACCAGCUCGAACACGGGUAUUGGUGGCGUGUGCACUGGCCUCGGACUGCCGCCUACCAAGAUUGGCAAGGUUAUCGGUGUUGCCAAGGCGUACACCACCCGUGUUGGUGGCGGUCCUUUCCCCAGCGAGCUGACGGAUGCUGUGGGGCAGAAGCUGCGCGAUAUUGGUGCCGAGUAUGGUGUCACCACGGGGCGCCCUCGUCGCUGCGGAUGGCUUGAUCUCGUUGUCCUCCGGUACUCCAACAUGAUCAACGGAUACACGACAUUGAACUUGACCAAGCUCGACGUCCUAGACACCUUUGAUGAGAUCAAGGUUGCUGUGUCCUACACGAUCAACGGAAAGGAGAUCACCUCGUUCCCGGCGGACCUUGAUGACCUUGCCAUGGCCACUGUCAACUAUAUUACACUUCCUGGGUGGAACCAGAGCAUUAGCAAGUGCCAUACCUUUGAGGAGCUGCCUGAGAACUGCCAGAAGUACGUGCGCUUUAUCGAGAAGGAUCUCGGUAUUCCUAUUGAGUGGAUUGGUGUCGGUGCUGGUCGCGAGGAGAUGAUUGCGAUUGAUGUCUAAAUUUUUUUCUAUCCAUUUUAAAUUGGCUUUUUUCAUUCUCACACAAAUUUUAUCUACUUGAUCAAAAAAGGCACGUCG
Molecule: messenger RNA, 1486 nt
Organism: Kickxella alabastrina
Lineage: Eukaryota; Fungi; Kickxellomycota; Kickxellomycetes; Kickxellales; Kickxellaceae
Product: Adenylosuccinate synthetase
Exons: 2
Coding region: 122-1408 (428 amino acids)
Biological process (GO): IMP metabolic process; 'de novo' AMP biosynthetic process
Cellular component (GO): cytoplasm
Molecular function (GO): GTP binding; adenylosuccinate synthase activity
Source: RefSeq, a predicted model, not a curated record